AUGACGGCGACGGGGGGAUCCCGGACCCGGUGCCCCCCGUCCCGGACCCGGUGCCCCCCGCCCGCCGCGGCCGCGACGGAAGUGAUGUCAGAGAAGCGCGCCGGGAGAGCGGCCCCACCGAGCGUUCCCUCGUGUCCCCCCAGCGCUCCUGUCAUUGCGAUACCCCUGUCCUCCUUCACCGUGACCCCCCCCCGCCUGCCGCCGGCCGCCCGCCUGCCCCCGCGCACCUUCCGCAGCUACCUGCCGCGCUCCCACCGCACCUACAGCUGCGUGCACUGCCGGGCGCACCUGGCCCGCCACGAGGAGCUCAUCUCCAAGUCCUUCCAGGGCAGCCACGGCCGUGCCUACCUGUUCAACUCUGUGGUGAACGUGGGGUGCGGCCCGGCUGAGCAGCGGCUGCUGCUGACGGGGCUGCACUCGGUGGCCGACAUCUUCUGCCAGAGCUGCAAGACCACUCUGGGCUGGAAAUACGAACAGGCGUUCGAGAGCAGCCAGAAAUACAAGGAGGGGAAGUUCAUCAUCGAGAUGUCGCACAUGGUGAAGGAGAACGGCUGGGACUGACGCGGGGGCGCAGCUGGGACUUGGGGGGCACCUGGGGGGGGCGUAGGGUGACCCCCUCCUUGGUACC
This is a messenger RNA of Ficedula albicollis (Collared flycatcher), 628 nucleotides long. It is a transcript of the gene YPEL4, whose product is annotated as yippee like 4. The transcript has 6 exons. Bases 1 to 561 code for a protein of 186 amino acids. The record is from RefSeq and is a predicted model, not a curated record. NCBI's taxonomy places the organism in Eukaryota, Metazoa, Chordata, Aves, Passeriformes, Muscicapidae.